Hyalella azteca is the source of this 2147-nucleotide messenger RNA. Its product is annotated as lysoplasmalogenase-like protein TMEM86A. The transcript is spliced from 5 exons. The coding region runs from base 97 to 933 and encodes 278 amino acids. NCBI's taxonomy places the organism in Eukaryota, Metazoa, Arthropoda, Malacostraca, Amphipoda, Hyalellidae. The record is from RefSeq and is a predicted model, not a curated record. Gene Ontology annotation, cellular component: membrane.
UUACAAGUUACAACCACGAACGAAUGAACAGUGCGAUCAUCUGUUUAGCGUGCGUGCGUUCUUGAUUUGAACCUCUUCGACUUUAGCACGGUUGUAAUGACGACUCUCGCACAAGUACUCAAGAGUGGUGUGGGGCCAAAACUUGUACCUUUCUUCAAGACGGUCGCUAUUUACUUUGUUGUGCUCAUCCCUCAUGAGCAGCACUUGGUGUUCAGGGCAAUCCUCAAGGCCCUCCCUGUGAUCUCACUCAUUGCCUUUGUUCUGCUUCAUGGCAUGAGUUUUGGUGAUGAGUACUUCUACUCGCGCCGCAUUCUCCUUGGUUUGAUAUGUUCAGUGGUUGGGGAUGUGCUGCUGGUGUGGGACCAUCUCUUCCUGCAUGGCCUUGGUGCAUUCCUUGUUGCUCAAAUAUUCUACAUUUCGGCAUUUGGCUUCAAGCCUCUCAACUUACCAGUUGCUGCAGUCUUGUACCCAGCUUUGGGUCUCAGUCUGUACAUAAUAGUGCCGGAAGCUGGAGGUGCUCUUAGUGUGGGCGUAUGCGUGUACAGUUUUGUACUGGCAACAAUGGUGUGGCGCUCUGUUGCUCGGGUCCAGCUAUUCGAAGAGCUCUGGACUUGGACAAAACUUUGCUCAUGUGCUGGAGGAAUCUUAUUUGCCUUCUCAGACACAUGCAUUGGAAUACAUCACUUCCACUCCCCUCUACCUUACUCAGAGGUCCUCAUCAUGGGCACUUACUACGCUGCUCAGUUGGGCAUUUCCCUCAGUGUUGUGGACUGCAAGGCCAGCUACCUUGACUCCCUCAAGAGAACUGCGGGCAUUGAUGCAUCGUCUGCUGUAUUUGAGCAGUCAGUUUCUGGGGAGAACUCGACAAAGAAGCGCAGUGCAAGGCGUGCUGCCGAGAUCAGUGUCAGCAAUGCUGGUAUUCAUUAUGAUUAACAUCGCAAUACCGGGUCCUCCUCUCACUUAAUGUUAUCUUCUGUUGCUGUUUAAAGCUUCAUAGACUUUAAUAUCGCCCUGUCAGAUGUCAUCGAUAUGUACAUAUGCAUCUUGUACACGUAUUAUGAUUGACAAAUCUAAUGUGCAGAAACCAAAACUACUUGCAGCAUCAAGCCAACUAUCCUGGUUUGAUGCUACUUCAUUAAAAAAUUCCAGCAUUCUUACAUUUUUUCAACAGUUUCCUCCAUGACUACAUAUUGCCUAGUCAAUAAAUUUUCUGAAAUAUUUAGACGUAUAUUAGGAGUGUUCAGUUUUUCUCUAGUUUCUAUGUCAAUUAAUUAACAAAUACUUCAGAUGCAUCAGUUAUAUUGGAGGUGACUAUCUGUUAGACGGUGUGCUGGUUGACUCCAUGUCACGUGGACGCUGACAAGCGAGGUCCUCUGUAACGUACAAGAAUGGAAACACAAUAAUGGCUUCCUAGUUUUGUGGCAAACCAACCGUGAAUUGGUAAUCAAGAUUUUCACAGCUUAAACGUAUAAAUAACCAUUCGAUUAUAAUUGAUCUAUUUCGUGCUGUUUUGUUAACAGUUCAAAUGUUAUUAGUCUUUCAUAAGAAGAAAGUAUUUGCUGUGUAGCCUGGCCAGACCAGCUAUAGAAUAAUUAAGGAUCCAACAGCAAUAGAAUGAUAGAGACUGCGGCAAGAAAUUACUUUAUAGGCAUAGCAAUUCCUUAAAGGUUCAAAUGGGUGGCAUUUAGCUAAAAUAUAGCCAUUAUUUUUUCAAAUUUGUUCCGAAUAACUAUUUUGAUGUUGAUUAUUAAGGAAAACCGUAUUCUUGGCCAAUAGUAUGAAUUUAUUUUCUCUGAAUUCAGACGUGAACAAAACAAGGCGAGUGUAUCAUCUUUAUAGCGAGCGUAGAAUGUAAAUGCCUUACAAGGAAUAUAUUUGCAAAUAAUUUCACGCGCUUCAUAUUAGGAAGCUAGAAUAAUUAAAAAUAAUCUAAGGGACGCGUGUACUUAUGGUUUAUGCAUGCAUUUCUCUCUGAAAUAUUGUAUUAUCUUUGAUGGGAAUUAGCAAUUAGAGACAAUAGUUUGAAGUAUAUGUUUUGCUCAGUACUUUUUGACGAGUAAGUUCUUGGCCCUCACUCCUGGGUCUUCUGUGCAAGGGUCUACAACCAAGUUAUUUAUUAUUUUAAGCAUUACUUUUAAAAAUUUAUC